Molecule: messenger RNA, 1092 nt
Organism: Stegastes partitus (bicolor damselfish)
Lineage: Eukaryota; Metazoa; Chordata; Actinopteri; Pomacentridae
Gene: cacng7a
Product: calcium channel, voltage-dependent, gamma subunit 7a
Exons: 5
Coding region: 1-1092 (363 amino acids)
Biological process (GO): neurotransmitter receptor transport, postsynaptic endosome to lysosome; calcium ion transport; positive regulation of synaptic transmission, glutamatergic
Cellular component (GO): postsynaptic density membrane; AMPA glutamate receptor complex
Molecular function (GO): channel regulator activity; voltage-gated calcium channel activity
Source: RefSeq, a predicted model, not a curated record
AUGAGUUCGUUCAGCACGAGGGCUCUGACUCUGCUCUCGUCGGUGUUCGGAGCCUGCGGUUUGCUGCUGGUGGGCGUCGCCGUGUCGACCGACUACUGGCUGCUGAUGGAGGAAGGAAUCGUCCUGCAGCAGAACCAGACCACCGAGGUCAAGAUGGCGCUGCACUCCGGCCUCUGGAGGGUCUGCUUCGUGGCAGGACCUGAGAAGGGCAGAUGUGUGGCGUCAGAGUAUUUCACCGAGCCGGAGAUAGAGAUCACGACGGAAAAUACGGCCAACAUACUCAAAAUGGUCCGAACUGCCACUCCCUUUCCCAUGGUCUCCCUGCUCUUCGUUUUCACCGCCUUCGUUAUCAGCAACAUUGGGCACAUACGGCCACAGCGCACCAUCCUCGCCUUCGUUUCCGGUAUAUUUUUCAUACUGUCAGGUCUCAGUCUGGUGGUGGGUUUGGUUUUGUACAUCUCCAGCAUUAACGACGAGGUGAUGAACCGACCCAGAGAGCCCGAGCAGUUCUUCCACUACCACUACGGCUGGUCCUUUGCUUUUGCCGCUUCGUCCUUCCUUCUCAAAGAGGGAGCAGGAGUGAUGUCCGUCUACCUCUUCAUGAAGCGUUAUGCUGAGGAGGAGCUUUACCGGCCUCACCCUGCACUCUACCGUCCCCGCAUGUCUGACUGCAGCGACUACAGUGGCCAGUUCCUCCACCCGGACUCCUGGCCUCCGCCACAGCGGGGUCGCAGCGCCUCCGAAGUCUCCUCGGACAUCUCCAUCCAGCUCAACCAGACUCCGCCCCCACAGCCACCACCCAAAGGGGGCAGCAGCUCCCAGGCGACUCCAUCAUCCUCCGGGCCUUCAUCGGCCGCCAGCUACCAGCUCCAGCCGGCCUCCUCCUCCUCCACCUCCUCCUCCUAUCCGCACCCACUUCACCCAGGCGCCACCUCCACCCUGCCCAGGGCCUCUCACUCCCACGGCCACCAUCAGCCCCACCCUCACCCGAGCGGGCCCCCUCCUCAGUCCCUCCCGAUGGCAGCGCCGCCCUCUGCUGUGCCUCCUCCUCGCUACCACACACAUAUGCGAAUGAGCGCCUCGCCAUGCUAG